AGCUGGUCAUUUUCUCACUCGGAACUUCCAUUUUCUCUGAGACCAAGAAACUCGAACGAGUGACACGAAAUUGAUCGAAGUCGGAUCGAGAAUCAGAUCUUCCAAUGCCGGGGAAAUUGCAUAGCAAUCAUCCUUCCUCCAGAUCCAUGUCCAAAACCCUAAUCAUCACCCUCUCCCUCUUCGUCUUUUCUCUCGUUAUCAUCCUCUUCAAUCUUUCUUCCUCCACCAGACCCUCCUCUGGUCCCUACCCGAGCUCGUCGUCGCGGCCAGAGACUUCCUUCGUCGCCUCGCUCGAGCAUUUCUUGAUCCACAAGGCUCCGAAGAUCUCGGUCUCGGUUAGGGACGACACGGUUCAGGCGGAGAGUGAGGAUGAUGGGAGGAAGUUCGAUGAGGCGGUGUUUGAGAGGGAGAAGCGGUGGUUGGACGAGGAUCCGAACUACCCUUUGAGCUUUCCGAUUAAAGUUUACGUGUACGAGAUGCCGAAGAAGUUUACCUACGAUCUUCUAUGGUUGUUUCACAAUACUUACAAGGAGACAUCGAAUCUCACUUCAAAUGGUAGCCCUGUGCAUCGUUUAAUCGAGCAGCAUUCUAUUGAUUAUUGGCUCUGGGCUGAUCUAAUGGCUCCUGAAUCCGAAAGGCAUUUGAAAAGUGUCGUGAGGGUCCAUCACCAGCAAGACGCGGAGUUUUUCUAUGUUCCAUUUUUCACUACCAUCAGCUUUUUCUUGCUGGAGAAGCAGCAAUGCAAAGCACUUUAUAGGGAAGCUUUGAAAUGGGUCACUGAUCAGCCUGCUUGGAAAAGGUCUGAGGGAAGGGAUCACAUAUUUCCUAUUCACCAUCCUUGGUCUUUCAAGUCAGUCCGCAAAUUCGUCAAGAAGGCAAUUUGGCUUUUACCAGAUAUGGACUCCACUGGGAACUGGUAUAAGCCAGGGCAAGUUUCACUGGAGAAAGACGUAAUUCUUCCCUAUGUAUCAAAUGUUGAUCUCUGCGAUGCCAAAUGCUUGUCUGAAUAUUCUUCAAAGAGAACCACACUUCUGUUUUUCCGAGGACGGCUUAAGAGGAAUGCUGGAGGAAAAAUACGUGCCAACCUUGGAGCGGAGCUAAGCAAUGUGAAAGAUGUAGUAAUUGAGGAAGGUACUGCCGGAGAAGGAGGGAAAUUAGCUGCUCAGAAUGGCAUGCGUAGAUCUUUAUUUUGCUUGUGUCCUGCUGGUGACACGCCAUCCUCAGCGAGAUUGUUUGAUGCUAUUGUCAGUGGAUGUAUACCUGUUAUAGUCAGUGAUGAGUUGGAGUUUCCUUUCGAAGGAAUGCUUGAUUACUCGAAGAUUGCUGUGUUUGUUUCUUCCAGUGAUGCUAUACAGCCAGGGUGGCUUGUAAACCACCUGAGAAGCCUUACUCCCUCUCGUAUAAAGGACUUGCAGCGUAACCUUGCCCAAUAUGCCCGGCAUUUUAUAUAUUCCAGCCCAGCUCAGCCAUUAGGUCCUGAAGACUUGACAUGGAGAAUGAUAGCUGGCAAACUGGUGAACGUAAAGCUCCACACAAGGAGGUCGAAUCGGGUUGUGGAAGGUUCUAGGAGUAUCUGCAGAUGUGAUUGCUGGAGACCAAACACUACAUCUCCCAAUCCUCUGAAUCAUGUCUUGGGUUAAGAUCCAUUCCUUUCCGUAUUAGAUACCCUAAGCUGUUGAAUGACUUAUCUUGCUCAUUUUCUUGCACUUGUUUCCUGUUUCUUCUCGUCAAGUAUACGGUUUUUCCAUCCUGUACGCGACUAGUAGUCGUUGAUAACAAUGUUAUAAUGUUUACAUUUCCCACAUCGAUCAUGGGAUUCGUUAA
This is a messenger RNA of Tarenaya hassleriana, 1824 nucleotides long. RefSeq names its product probable arabinosyltransferase ARAD1. The record is from RefSeq and is a predicted model, not a curated record. NCBI's taxonomy places the organism in Eukaryota, Viridiplantae, Streptophyta, Magnoliopsida, Brassicales, Cleomaceae. The transcript is spliced from 9 exons. Gene Ontology annotation, molecular function: glycosyltransferase activity. Bases 105 to 1640 code for a protein of 511 amino acids.